Neltuma alba is the source of this 3812-nucleotide messenger RNA. Its product is annotated as nitrate regulatory gene2 protein. Lineage: Eukaryota; Viridiplantae; Streptophyta; Magnoliopsida; Fabales; Fabaceae. The record is from RefSeq and is a predicted model, not a curated record. The transcript is spliced from 4 exons. The coding region runs from base 271 to 2739 and encodes 822 amino acids.
CUCUCCCCCCCCCCAGUCACAGUGCGUUCCAUCUCUCUCUUUCUUUUCUGCUACAAUCCAGUACAAGCCGACGACGGACUCCGCGCUGGCAAAAGAUUCCCCUGCUUUUCCCCCCCGCUCCCUCUUCUCUUCCCCUGCCUAACAAACCCUAAGACACUAAUCUAAUUUCUGCUCCCAAUCACCAUCCCCGCCAUGCUUCCUGUUUUUCUCCCACUCCUUCCCAUCCCCCUCUUUCGUUAAUUCUUUUUUCUUUUUUUCUCUUUCUUACUGAUGGGCUGCGCCAGCUCCAAGCUCGACGAUCUCCCUGCCGUCUCUCUCUGCCGCCAGCGCUGUUCCUUCCUCGACGAAGCUAUUCACCAGCGCUAUGCUCUUUCCGCCGCUCACAUGGCCUAUAUUAGCUCCCUUCAAUCUAUUGGCCAUUCCUUGCAUCGUUUUAUUCAUGUGGAUUUCCCUACUUCCUCUUCUCCUCCCUCAUCCCCCGAGCUAAAUCUUCCUCCUUCCAAGAAGGUCGAUUCUGUGGUUACUGCUGCUGGUAAGCAAGUGGAUACUUCUUCUCCUUCGCCCCCUCACCUCUCCCAUUCCAAUUCUGGAUCUCAUCUCCACUUCCAGUCCGAUUCUGAUGAAGACGAAGACGACCAUGAAUUGGGUUCCCUUCAUCAUUCCGGUCAUUCCUCCCCCUUACAUGCCCAUCCUGACCAUCCCCCGAUCAAUUACAUCAACCAUUCAGAUCGCCCGGGUCUUGCUUCCUUUCCUGGCCAAGGUUAUAUGCAUAUGAAUUUCAUGAAGAAUAAACCCACGCCUUCCGUGGUGUUUGAGCAGAAGCCUAUCAGCCCCGAGACUGUUUAUAUGGGCGAAUCUUCAUCUUCCUCUUACCCUUAUCCGCACCCCAGUAUGCAUCCUAAUUUUUAUCCCCACGAUGGAUAUCCGACUUAUGCCGGUGGGGGUAAUGGGUAUUUUGCUUCCCCUCCUCCUUAUGGGUCUUCCUUGUCGCAGCCGGCUGCUUCCACAUCCAAGCCACCACCUCCGCCAUCACCGCCAAGGCCUUCAACUUGGGAUUUUCUCAACUUUUUUGAUAAUGAUGAUAGAUACUAUAAUCAGUACACUCCUAGUCGGGACUCAAAGGAAGUGAGAGAGGAAGAGGGCAUUCCUGAUUUGGAAGACGAGGAUUACCAACACGAAGUCGUUAAAGAAGUGCAUGGGGAUCAAAAGUUCGUGGAUGGGGGUGCUGGAAAUCAUUCGAAGCCCUCAGAAAACGACGAAGUUGACAGGACAGAGGCUUCAGUUUACCAGAACAGGCCGAGUGUUUCGAUGGAGAAUGAUGGGGUGGAAUAUGAGGUGCAUGUGGUAGAUAAGAAAGUCGUUGAUGGCGACGAGAGGUCUAAGGAGCGGGGUGGAGGUGCUGCAUUCCGAGGCCGCAGUGGCACACGGGAUGCAUUUGAAGUAGCCAGAGAGAUUGAGGUUCAGUUCCGGAGGGCAUCUGAGUCGGGCACCGAGAUUGCAAAGAUGCUUGAGGCGGGGAAGCUUCCUUACAAUAAAAAGUAUGGCGCUUAUCAAGCAGCUUCUUCCAAGAUGUUGCAUGCAGUUGCUCCCUCAUUGUCCAUGGUGGCUUCGCAACCUUCUACUUCUAAAAGUGCUGAAUCUACAUCCGCCAUUGACAAGGCUGGUCCUAGUAACUUGGAUUUUGAUGGCGAUAUAAUGAUGCGAUCACGCAAUCUUUCUUCUACAUUGCAGAAGCUUUAUCUUUGGGAGAAGAAACUCUAUGAUGAAGUCAAGGCUGAGGAAAAGAUGCGGGUCAUGCAUGAUAAGAAGUGUCGUAAGCUGAAGCGUAUGGAUGAAAGGGGUGCUGAUUUUCACAAAGUUGACUCAACUCAAACGUUAGUAAGGAGUCUGUCCGCAAAAAUAAGAAUGGCAAUUCAGGUUGUUGAUCGGAUUUCUAUGACGAUAAACAAGAUCAGGGAUGAAGAGCUGUGGCCUCAGCUGAAUGAAUUAAUCCAUGGGUUGACAAGGAUGUGGAAAUCCAUGCUUGAGUGCCACCGUAAUCAGUGUGAAGCAAUUAGAGAAGCCAGAAUAUUGGGUUCCAUUCGAUCCAGAAAGAAGAAUGGUGAUGGUCAUCUUUUAGCCACAAAGGAGCUUGAACAAGAACUUAUCAAUUGGACUUUCCAAUUUUCUAGCUGGGUUAGCGCCCAGAAGGGUUAUGUUAGAGCAUUGAAUAAUUGGCUUCUAAGGUGUCUCCUAUAUGAGCCUGAAGAAACACCUGAUGGCAUAGUCCCCUUCUCCCCCAGUAGAAUCGGUGCUCCUCCUAUAUUUGUAAUCUGUAAUCAGUGGUCCCAAGCAUUAGAGAGAAUAUCUGAAAAAGAAGUGGUUGAUUCAAUGCGUGUGUUGACCAUGAGUGUGCUUCAGAUAUGGGAACAAGAUAGGCUAGAAAUGCACCAGCAGUUGAUGGUUAACAAGGAUCUUGAGAGAAAAGUCAAACAUUUAGAUAAAGAUGAUCAGAGGAUACAGAAGCAAAUUCAAGCAUUAGAGCGGCAAAUGGUUCUGGCAUCCGGUGACGGUAAGGGUCUCUCAGUUUCCGAAAAUAUUAUAUAUCAGAGUGAUAAAAGCAGCAGUCUACAGGCUAGCUUGCAGCGCAUUUUUGAGGCCAUGGAGAGAUUUACUGAGAACUCUGUGAGAGCAUAUGAGGAGUUAAUACAAAGAAGUGUAGAGGAAAGCGCUGCUGGGGAGCAUGGAACAGUUUCGUAGGGUGGCAUGGUUUGAUGGAAUUUGGAACUACAUCUGUUAUCAGGGAUAGAAUCGUGUUGACUUCCCGCUAAUAGCUUUCCUCUACAAGAACAUAUAUUUGGGAUGGGGACAGGUUUGGUAUGAAGUUCACUUAUUUCAGCAAUACAGUUAUUGCCAGGUGAUGGAAAGUGUCCACUGUCUACUUACAUUUAGAUACUGGGACAAUGAAAUUGGAUAUCGGCAUAACAUAGUGAAGAGACAGAGGGAAGGACCGAACGGAGAGCAUUCAAGGAAAACAGGCAAAGCGCAGCACGUGAAGUGACCGGGAGGUAGGGACUGGAGGGAAUCUUCCGGGGGAAGCUGAGCUGUCUGCCUGAGCUACAGAGCUGUGGCAACGCCUACCCUGUGUCUGAAUUUUUGAUGUUGCUUGUUGAAGGGUAAAAAGCCCAAAAGGGGUAGAAGUUUGCAUGGAAGACUGAGGAGUUUUAACGUCCUUUACGAAAUUGGCGGUGUUCAGGUUUUGUGAUGGCAGAGUGGGAUCGGGACAUGUCGUCCAAACGAGAAACCCAAUGAGCAUGCAGUGGGCCAAAAUUAAACGAGCGAUUCUAGGAGAAGUCUGAUGCCUGAUGAACAUGGCCGACUCGGGCCUACUUGGAGUGACGCAAGUCGCCAGAGUUUCUAGGUGAUAAGUAUUUAACUAUUUAUUUUUACUUUGUAUGAGUAUGUUGCUUCCAUAAAAUAUUCACCGACUUAAAUUGUACAGAUUGCCCUUGGACACCCGUUCCGGAUAGUGAAUAAAGAUGUCUGAGACGCGGGGCAUUUUUGGACUUUCACUUUAUGGAAGACGGAUAUCUAGACUUUCAAACAGAUUUUUUAUUAUUAUUGUUGUUGAUUAGAUGGUUUGAGGCAUGUCAUUGUUCCAGAUUUUUAUAUAUAUUUAUUAAUUAUAUUGAAUGGCAGUGGAAACAGAUUUAAAUGGUUAAUUGGUUGUAGGCUGAUGAGUGGAGAAAUCUGGUCUUCUGCCCAUUAUACUCUUUUGAUAUUGUAAGUUAUUUUCAAUACGUUUUAUAUAGGCCAAGUAAGAUUUUAAAUUU